Molecule: messenger RNA, 3976 nt
Organism: Octodon degus (degu)
Lineage: Eukaryota; Metazoa; Chordata; Mammalia; Rodentia; Octodontidae
Gene: Hhip
Product: hedgehog interacting protein
Exons: 13
Coding region: 609-2699 (696 amino acids)
Source: RefSeq, a predicted model, not a curated record
CCCUCCCGCCCAGGCCGGACGCACUGGCAGCGGUGACGUCAAGGGGCGCGCGGUGGCAGCACCUCCCCGCGCGCUAGUUAAAAAGAAGAAGAAAAGAGGGAGCGAAACAUGAGAGGCUGUGUGAGAAGCUGCAGCCGCCGGCAGAGGAGACUUCAGCAUCCCCCGGAGCCCCGCGCCCUCCCGGCUCCUCCUGCCCCGCCGCCGCCGCCCGGUGCCUACUACUGUCUCACCUAAGCCGCUCCCGGGGCGCGGAGCAGGGAGCCUCUGCGGUCGUCUCCUCCUCCUCCCCGUCCUCGUCCUCGUCCUCCUCCUCCCCUUCCUCCUCCUCCUCUCUCUUCCCUGGCGCGGCGGAAAGCCCCUCGCCCGACUGACACUGGCACGACCGCGGACCGUGUCAUCUGCGCAACUUUAUCCGGUCGCUCCGACUCCCGCAGGGCGCUGGACCCAUUGCCUCGCCCUUUUUAUUUUUGGCAAAGUUGCAUCGCCCUCCACAUUUCCGCCCCCGCCACCUCCCGCGGCUCCCGAGUGUCCCGCCGCCCCGAGGGCCCCUAGGGCAGUGGGUCCCCACACUCGCGCGCCCCUGCUGCUCGCGGCAGGCGAGGCCGAAGAUGCUGUCCUUCAAGCUGCUGCUACUGGCCGUGGCCCUGGGCUUCUUUGAAGGAGAUGCUAAGCUAGGGGAGAGGAGCGAGGGGGGCGGCGUGAGGAGGAGAAGGUGCCUCAACGGGAGCCCCCCAAAGCGCCUGAAGAGGAGGGACAGGCGGGUAAUGUCCCAGCUGGAGCUGCUGAGCGCAGGAGAGGUGCCGUGCGGAGCCUUCUACCCGCGGCUGUCCUGCUGCCUGCGAAGUGACAGCCCGGGGCUGGGGCGCCUGGAGAACAAGAUAUUUUCUGUUACCAACAACACAGAAUGUGAGAAGUUGCUGGAGGAAAUCAAAUGUGCUUUUUGCUCUCCGCAUUCUCAGAGCCUUUUCCACUCAGCUGAGAGAGAAGUCCUGGAGAGAGACCCAACGCUUCCCCUCCUCUGCAAAGACUAUUGCAAAGAAUUCUUUUAUACCUGCCGGAGCCACAUUCCAGGUUUUCUUCAAACAACUGCUGAUGAGUUUUGCUCUUACUAUUCAAGAAAAGAUGGUGGGUUGUGCUUUCCAGAUUUUCCAAGAAAACAAAUCAGAGGACCAGCAUCUAACUCCUUGGACCAGAUGGAAGAAUAUGACAAAGUGGAAGAGAUCAGCAGAAAACACAAACACAAUUGCUUCUGUGUCCAAGAGGUGGUGAGCGGGCUACGGCAGCCUGUUGGGGCCAUGCACAGUGGGGACGGCUCACACCGGCUCUUCAUCCUGGAAAAGGAAGGCUAUGUGAAGAUACUCACCCCUGAAGGAGAAAUAUUCAAGGAACCUUAUUUGGACAUUCACAAACUUGUUCAAAGUGGAAUAAAGGGAGGAGAUGAAAGAGGACUGCUAAGCCUUGCAUUCCAUCCCAAUUACAAGAAAAAUGGAAAGCUCUAUGUGUCUUACACCACCAACCAAGAGCGCUGGGCCAUGGGGCCUCAUGACCACAUUCUUAGGGUUGUGGAAUACACAGUAUCCAGGAAAAAUCCCCAUCAAGUUGAUUUGAGAACAGCAAGAGUGUUUCUUGAAGUUGCAGAGCUCCACAGAAAGCAUCUGGGGGGACAACUGUUCUUUGGUCCUGAAGGCUUUUUGUAUAUCAUUCUCGGGGAUGGGAUGAUCACACUGGAUGAUAUGGAAGAAAUGGAUGGGUUAAGUGAUUUCACAGGCUCGGUGCUACGGCUGGACGUGGACACAGACAUGUGCACUGUCCCUUACUCCAUCCCACAAAGCAAUCCACACUUCAACAGCACCAACCAGCCUCCAGAAGUGUUUGCCUAUGGGCUCCACGACCCAGGCAGAUGUGCUGUGGAUCGACAUCCCACUGAUAUAAACAUCAAUUUAACAAUACUUUGUUCAGAUUCCAAUGGAAAAAACAGAUCAGCCAGAAUCCUACAGAUAAUAAAGGGAAAAGAUUAUGAAAGUGAGCCAUCACUUUUGGAAUUCAAGCCAUUCAGUAAUGGUCCAUUGGUUGGUGGGUUUGUUUACCGAGGCUGCCAAUCUGAAAGACUGUAUGGAAGCUACGUAUUUGGAGACCGCAAUGGGAAUUUCUUAACUCUUCAGCAAAGUCCUGUGACCAAACAAUGGCAAGAAAAACCACUGUGCCUUGGCACUAGCGGGUCCUGUAGAGGCUACUUUUCGGGUCACAUCUUGGGAUUUGGAGAAGAUGAAUUAGGUGAAGUUUACAUUUUAUCAAGUAGUAAAAGUAUGACUCAGACUCACAAUGGAAAACUCUACAAAAUCGUGGAUCCCAAGAGACCUUUACUGCCUGAGGAGUGCAAAGCCAUGCUACAACCUGCACAGACCCUGACCUCAGAGUGUGCCCGGCUCUGUCGGAAUGGCUACUGCACCCCAACGGGCACCUGCUGCUGCAGUCCUGGCUGGGAAGGCGACUUCUGCAGAAUCGCAAAAUGUGAGCCAGCAUGUCAUCACGGAGGUGUCUGUGUUAGACCCAACAAGUGCCUCUGUAAAAAAGGCUAUCUUGGUCUUCAGUGUGAACAAGUGGACAGAAACAUCCGAAGAGUGACCAGGGCAGGUAUUCUUGAUCAGAUCAUUGACAUGACAUCUUAUUUGCUGGAUCUAACAAGUUACAUUGUAUAGUGUCCGGGACUGUUUGAAUAUUCCUUCCAAUGGGCAUUUAUUUUUUAUCCUGUCAUUAAAAAAAAAAAAGACUGCUAUCCUGUUACACACUCCUGUGAUUUCAUUUUACUUUAUUAACUUAAAAAUAAUUUUCAGAAAUGUACAGAUCCACUGUGUGUAUGUUGGUACAUCUGUUCACAUAGGCACAUACACACCCACACUCACAACCCCUCUAGGUGUGGUUGCAACACAGAUGGGUUUUAAAAAUAUAUAUGCUUCAUUGUGCAGAGUAAUUGUCACAGAAAUUCCAUUGUAAAUUGAUAACGGAAUUUUUAUGUUUCCAGAAGAGAUUAUUUGACUUCCCAAGAAUUUUCUGUCUGUAACUACUAAAGUCAACAUUAAUGGAGUUUUGAAACAGUACUGUGCAAUCUGAUGGAUCUAAUAAAAAACAAUAUUUUUAUAUUAAAUGACUAUAUGAGAGAAUGUUUCAGAACUCCCUGAUGAAUUUCUAAAUGAGAAGCUUGAUAUAAAGUUGUAAUCUUUGUUUUUAUCAGUGUACCCAAUUAUAGAAUGUUAUGCACUUACCUUUUAAUUUGGCAGGGCAAUCUGGUUACUUCAGCCUAAUCUCAAGAUUGUUUUUAAAUGUUUUAUAAUUAAAUCAUAAUGGCAUAUUUUAAAAGCAAUCUUCCUGAAGGGUCUGCUUUUAUUAUGUAUUUUAUUUAACAAUAGGCACUGGGUUUGUGUUACAUAUUUAUAUUUUUUAUUUUAUUUUUAUAAUAUAGACAUCACCUAGAUGAAACACCUUUAACCUGUCCUGUAAAACACUAAAGUUACAUUGUUCACCAACUUAAUUGGAAAGAAGGGGAGUGAGAAACCAAACGGUCUUUAAUGUGCUGUGGAUCUAAUCUAGCAGUGUUUCCUUUUGCCAACUUGUAAUCAUUAACAGCGGAUGAGAAAGCAAGACAACAGCCAAUUCCCAUAAAACUCCAGCAUUAAACAUUUGUAAAAUGCCUUUGACCAUAGUAAGACUGUCAGAGUAUAUGUGAUUAGAAUGUCGCUGAUUUCACACUGCAUUGAAACCCCGGGAGAGGAGCUCACUUGUUCUUUUUAUCUCAUCUUGGUUGUAUAAGCUGCCACUUGUACAAAUUUUUAAUAUGAUAAUUCUUGCUGAAUAUGACCUUUAAUGUAUAUGCUGCUCCUUCAAAACUCAAUGAAGAUACUAGUUGGAAUUUGAAACUCAAUUUUCAAACUCAAUUUGAAAAUACUAUUACUGUUUCAAUAAAUUUUCUGUAAACGUU